Molecule: messenger RNA, 2275 nt
Organism: Marchantia polymorpha subsp. ruderalis
Lineage: Eukaryota; Viridiplantae; Streptophyta; Marchantiopsida; Marchantiales; Marchantiaceae
Source: the annotation of a GenBank genome assembly
GAAGAAGCUCUGCCCGGUAAGAAUGCCAUGCUAUGUCAACAAUCAACAGCGGGGAUGGCCGACUUGAUCGUCGUAUCGUAGUAUGUACACAAUCAUAUCUUUCAACUAAUUUAGUAGGGCCUCACUCUGAUUUCAACACCUCGCUAGCCAGCCAGCCAGCCAGGAGUGAACUAUGAAUUCACUGCACGAAAUCUUGUACUGACUUGUUCCCAGAGUCUUCCCUGUAGUAUCCAUUUCAUCACGUACUUAUAGGACAGAGAUCUCCUCAGAGAAGCAGAUACAAAGGUUUGCACUCCUCUCACAACGAUCACUGUCUCACAAAGUUCAGCACUCUCUUCUUUCUUCUUCCAGGCGAAAAAACAGAUAGUAGAAAGCGCACUGCUGACAGUCGAGACCGAAUCCGCUCAGCAUCGCACGGAAAUUUAUUAGAACUUAACGAUUUUUGACAGAUUAGAGCUUACAGCAGAUACUACUGUCACAAUGGGCGGAUCGAUGAAGAUGACGGCUCUGUCCGUGAUGCUGCUGAUGUGCUUUGCAGUAAGAGCUACGGAUGCGCAAGCAGGCAUAGUCAGAACGGUGGUAGCCAAAAAGUUCAUCACCUCCAGCGUAUCCAGGUUUGGGUUGGGGAUAGAAGGUAUGGCCGUGGACCAGGUGGGCAAUGUCUAUGCAGUUGGCUUUGCGGGAGACGGAACAUCGGGCAUCGGCUCGGUUGCAAAUGCUCGAGCCCAGCUCGAACAAAACCUGUUGGUCAAGGACCAGACGGCCAGUUCGUCGUUCAAUGGGCUCAGAUUCCUACCACUCUCGCCUUCCCUGUCAACGAAUUUCGACCUCCGCGCUCUGGCGGCGGACGUGAAGUCGCAUAGCGUGGUUCAGUUCCUCAGGUCCAAACGAGACGGCAGAACUCGAGGCAGCCCGUUCUGUCAGAACUCGAGCAUGAUCCAGCCGAACGACAUCGCCGUGGCUGUGAAGAGCGGGAGAAUUUACAUGACCGGCGGGGCGUAUUCCAAUGUGAACACCGUCGUGGGGCACGGAGAUCUGUGGAUGUGCGAGGGCAGAUCUUCCUUCACCAACACGUCGAGGGAACUUGAUCUGGAGCCUGUGGAGGCCAAGCUGCUGGGACUCUUCGGUCUCACGAACGGAAUCGAGGUGUCUCCCGACGAGAAGACGCUGUAUCUGACCGAGUCCUUCCACAAGUUCGGCGAGCCCUAUUCGAACUUCAUCUGGAAAUUCGACAUCGACCAGAAGACAGGCCUCGUCGACAACAAAACUCUUCUGGUCGAUUUCCAGAAGCUCGAUGGCUCGGGCCACGUUGACCUCGAUGGCAUGCGCUGCGAUGUCCACGGCAACUUGUUCGUCACCAAGAACGGCAUGAAUGGCGAGACUGUGAAAAUCUCCCCCACCGGCGAGCUACUGCUGCGGAUCAAGCUUCCUGGGCUGUACGAGACCACCAAUGUAGAAUUCGGCGGCCCCGACGGCAAAACGCUGUACAUGUCCGGCAAGUGCAUCGACAAUCCAGACUUGGGCUGCGUCGAUAUGUGGGACGGAAACCCCGCGCCAGGCGCAGCUUGGGCCCUCUCCGCUCUUCAUCACUGAUGGACUGCGAGAUCCAGCUCGCCUCGUGCUACGUCGGUGCCACCAUCCGAGACUUAAGUCUAAUCCCCCACACAUCGAGUCCAUCCGACUCUCUACCGAACUGAAAGCUCAGAUUUUGUGAUCUGGCAAACCAUCCGAUCCAAGACUCAUUCUUUCCUAGUUCCUAAUCUCGAUCUCAUUCAGGCCUUCAUCAGAGACCGAUCCAUCGUGUGAGAUUUGGUAAUGUAGAUUCUUCCCAUCAGUCAGGUUGUGCCCAAUGAAUUCACACCUCAGGAAUUCUGGGAACGAGAGUAUAUAGUGUCCUUCUGUGACAAGCCUAUGUCAUCAGGUUGAACCAUACCUGUGGCAUAAAAUACCAUCGAUCAUUAAAGAUCAUCUGCCGGUACCAUAUGUAUUAUUAGAAUCCGCAUAGACGAGAGUCUUGAGGUACAACACGAUUAGACAGACAGCACAGUAACGUAGUGAUCUUCCAAAAUUCUCAUGGUCCUCAUUAAUUCGUUUUAAGUAGGGUCGGAGAACAUUUCUCCUUGAAAGUAGUAUUGAUUAGCCGACAAGUAGCUUUGUUGGAGGUAGUGAUCUUCCAGAUUUCUCAUGGUCCUCAUUCAUUCGUUUUAAGUAGGGUCGGAGAACAUUUCUCCUUGAAAGUAGUAUUGAUUAGCCGACAAGUAGCUUUGUUGGAGGU